Molecule: messenger RNA, 702 nt
Organism: Brassica oleracea var. oleracea
Lineage: Eukaryota; Viridiplantae; Streptophyta; Magnoliopsida; Brassicales; Brassicaceae
Exons: 2
Coding region: 1-702 (233 amino acids)
Molecular function (GO): RNA-DNA hybrid ribonuclease activity; nucleic acid binding
Source: RefSeq, a predicted model, not a curated record
AUGAAAAAACUAGCAUUCGCCUUGGUAACGUCAGGUAGAAAGUUAAGACCAUACUUCCAAUCCCACACUAUCAUCAUCCACACCACGUUUGCCUUACGAACGAUCUUGCACAGUCCUAGCCAAUUAGGCAUACUUGCAAAAUGGGCAAUCGAGCUAAGCGAGUAUGAUGUUGAGUACCGCCAAAAGACGGGCGCAAAAUCCCAAGUGCUUGCAGACUUCUUGGUUGAAUUACCAGCGGGAUAUAUGACGAAUCAGGAACCAAAUUCGACUUGGCUCCUUCAUGUCGACGGAUCCUCAUCCAAGCAAGGUUCGGGGAUUGGGAUCCGACUUACCUCUCCCGCUGGAGAAAUCCUGGAACAAUCGUUCCUGUCAGAUUUUCAUGCCUCCAAUAAUGAAGCAGAGUACGAAGACCUCAUUGCAGGAAUGCGACUCGCUCAUGGACUAAAAAUACGCAAUAUCCAUGCUUAUUACGAUUCCCAGCUAGUCGCAAACCAAUACAGCGGGGAGUACGAGGCCGAUGCUUUGGCAGCUCUAGCGUCGAGUUCGGAUCCAGGCCUCAAGAGAGUGAUACCAGUCGAGUUCAUCGAACAUCCGAGCAUCAGACCACCGAUCAUCGCGAACCUCAUCCGCGAACCGGAUGAGAACGAGGACCAACCCGAACAAAACACAGAGCAGAUUGAAUAUGGCUGCGACAAACCAUGA